Messenger RNA from Clarias gariepinus (North African catfish), 1769 nucleotides. It is a transcript of the gene cstf1, whose product is annotated as cleavage stimulation factor, 3' pre-RNA, subunit 1. The transcript has 6 exons. The coding region runs from base 92 to 1387 and encodes 431 amino acids. The record is from RefSeq and is a predicted model, not a curated record. Gene Ontology annotation, biological process: mRNA 3'-end processing. Gene Ontology annotation, molecular function: RNA binding; protein binding. Gene Ontology annotation, cellular component: mRNA cleavage stimulating factor complex. NCBI's taxonomy places the organism in Eukaryota, Metazoa, Chordata, Actinopteri, Siluriformes, Clariidae.
GGGACUUUUAGUUUAGCAGACAAUUUCCCAGAAUUCUGUGCGUGGCUCUGGGAUUUUUCUUGCUAACUCUGAAAGUGCACUGACCACAAAGAUGUAUCGCCCUAAACCGACUCUGAAAGACAGACAGCACUUGUAUAAGCUGAUCAUCAGCCAGCUCCUGUAUGACGGUUACACUAACAUCGCCAACAGCCUUAUAAGCGAGGUGAAGCCGCAGAGUGUGGUGUCCCCGUCUGAGCAGCUUAUGCAGCUUGCCAAAAUCGGAAUGGAGAAUGAUGACAGCGCAGUACAGUAUGCCAUCGGACGCUCGGACACGGUGGCCCCAGGUGUCGGCAUCGACUUAGAGUUUGACGCCGACGUGCAGACCAUGUCCCCUGAGGCUUCGGAGUACGAGACAUGCUAUGUGACAUCACACAAAGGGCCGUGUCGCGUGGCCACAUACAGCCGAGACGGACAGCUCAUUGCCACCGGCUCUGCAGACGCCUCGAUUAAAAUCCUAGACACGGAGCGUAUGCUGGCCAAGAGCGCCAUGCCCCUUGAGGUGAUGAUGAACGAGACAGCGCAGCAGAACAUGGAGAAUCACCCGGUUAUCCGAACCCUGUAUGACCACGUAGAUGAGGUCACCUGCCUGGCUUUCCACCCCACCGAGCAGAUCCUAGCGUCGGGAUCCCGCGAUUACACACUCAAAUUGUUCGACUACUCCAAGCCCUCAGCAAAAAGAGCUUUUAAAUACAUCCAGGAAGCAGAAAUGCUGCGCUCCAUCUCCUUUCACCCGUCAGGAGAUUUCUUGCUGGUGGGGACUCAGCAUCCAACACUGCGCCUUUACGAUGUCAAUACAUUCCAGUGUUUUGUGUCGUGCAACCCUCUGGAUCAGCACACGGACGCCAUCUGCAGCGUGAGCUACAACCCGGGAGCCAACACCUACGUCACGUGCAGCAAGGACGGCAGCAUAAAGUUGUGGGACGGCAUCUCCAACCGAUGCGUGUCCACGUUCGAGAAGGCGCACGACGGGGCCGAGGUCUGCUCAGCCGUCUUUUCCAAAAACUCGAAGUACAUUCUGUCCAGUGGCAAGGACUCUGUGGCCAAGCUGUGGGAGAUCUCCACUGGUCGCACACUGGUCAAGUACACGGGAGCAGGACUGAGUGGCCGUCAGACGCAUCGCACACAAGGCGUGUUUAACCACACAGAGGACUACGUGCUGUUGCCGGAUGAGCGAACGGUUAGCCUGUGCUGUUGGGACUCACGCACAGCUGAACGCAAGAACCUGCUCUCACUUGGCCAUAAUAAUAUUGUGCGCUGCAUCGUGCACUCCCCAACCAAUCCGGGCUUCAUGACGUGCAGUGACGACUUCCGCGCUCGCUUCUGGUACCGCCGGACCACCACUGACUGAGCAGCUGUGAGGCUGUUCUUGAGUUUCAGGUCUGUGUGUAGAAAAGGCUUAGACCUACAGUGAGUGGUUUACCAGAUAACGUGGUCUCAGCGAUAUCAGGACUGUAGUUGUUGUGUCUGAACUCUAGAGAGCACCAUUGUAUGCAGAGGAACUUGUAGAGGAACUUGAGCAUUUGUAAUAAGUCUGUGCCAGCCAUCUGAGCGUAACAAAGUUGUGCUCUGUGAGGCAUGACAUGAGUUCUGUAAGAGACAAGUGAAUUUUCUUUUUUUUUUUUUACUUUCUUUCCAUGUUUUUUUUCAUGUUUGAUACAUUUAAUGCUUUUUUCCUUAAAUAAAAUAAACAAAUUGUUUUCCUUGUAAAUAAAACAUCUUGUGAAAGCAAA